Molecule: messenger RNA, 2291 nt
Organism: Musca domestica (house fly)
Lineage: Eukaryota; Metazoa; Arthropoda; Insecta; Diptera; Muscidae
Exons: 4
Coding region: 162-1043 (293 amino acids)
Source: RefSeq, a predicted model, not a curated record
UCUUUUUUGUUCUUUUAGCAUCACAUGUAACAUUUCGCAGCUUGCAGUACUUGAAAAAAGAAGAUUUAAAGGAAGCAGUGCCACCAUUGGGACUGCGUGUUGAAUUCAGAGAAAAGCUCUUUGCUUGGAAAAAACGAAAGCUCGGGAUUGAUGACGAAACUAUGUCAGUUCCAUCUAAAAUAGGUGAAUGGUGGAAACGCAACGAGACACCUGCAAGUACUCCUGGUACUCCCGACACUACAGGUUCGAACUGCUCAAAAGCCAAAGGAAUUUUGUCAGAGGAUCUAACGGAAUUGUUAACACAUACCUCGAAGGGGAAACUAGCGCUUGAAUGUAGUAGCGUUAAUAAGAAAUUAAGUGACGAGCAAAGAGAUGAUAUAAUUAAUAUAAUUAUUGAAGAUAUUUUAACCAACAAUGUUACUCUUUACACUCAAGACUAUAUGCGCAUAUUGGAUGAAAUUUGUUCCGUUUUUCCUCUUGAAAACGAAAUGAGGGAUUAUUAUUACAUUUCAAGAAAAGGAAAGAACAACGCAAGCGGAAAACUUUAUGCCAAGUAUAGAAACAAGAAGUCCAAAAGAAUAAAGCUUUUGAUUUCCGAGCCUAGCACAAGCAAAGCAGCAACUCACACAUCUCCUAAUUUUUGUAACAAAGAUGUUCCCGAAAUUGAUGAAUCAGUUGAAAAUUCAUUGAAAGCUUCCUUACUAAGAGAAUGUAAUGAUUGGGGAUCGAUCUGCGAAAAAUGGAAAAGAUCUUUUAACAUACGGCAAAGAGAUAUAAAAAAUUUAAGUAGCCAUACAUUUCUCCUUGAAUGGACGAAGUUGUCCGAUGCAAGAGCUUCAGAAUUGGUAAGUAGCCAUGAGCUAUUUAUUUGUAUAUGGAUACUAAUGUUUCGUUUUAGGUCAACAUUGAUUUCGAUAUUAUGUAUCCACAGAAAGGCAAUCUUCUACUUUCUAAAUGGGACCAAUUUAAGAAAAAAAUUUACAAUUAUUAUGGGAAAAAUAUUCAUAACGAACAUUGCAAACAACUCUUCGCAAAUGUUUUGACGGCAAGCAGCAUAGGUAAAUUUUAAUUCCUGAUUUAUCAUAAACAUUAAAAGUAAUAUUUAUUUUAUAUUUCGGUUGCAGAUGCUCAAGAUUAUAUAUACGCAAUACUGUUGAAUUCAGUUUUACCAUCACCUGCUAGGUUUAAAUGUGGAAACGGUAAAUUACGAAAAAAAGUAACAAUAGCUGAUUCGCAGGAAAGUUUCGUACUGCGACUACCGACAAUUAACGAUUAUAAAAGGCAAAUUGAUACAGUCACUGAAAAGUAUUACAAUGCUGGAUUAACUAUACAGCCAUUUAUAAUUGUGGAGGGUUUGUCCGAUUUCAAUAUAAAAGGUUUUUAUGUUUUUUUUAACCACAAUUUGUUAAAAUUUCAAUCGUUCCUCGAAUGUUUAGAUACAUGUUUUAAAAUUUUUCAUGCACUUUCUUUAAAAUAUCCAAAUGCCUGCCAAAUUCCAUGGAUUUUUAUCCAAAAAUAUUUUUAUGAAAUUAAUACUGUAUAUGAUAUAAAAUCAGUUAAUUUGACUUCACUUAUUAAUUUCUGCAACAAUAAUUAAAGUACAAUUCAAAAUGUAUAUUUGCUUUCGUUGCCGUAAGCAUUUUGAUAAGGCAAAUCUUUUAAUAGCUCAUUUGAAAACAGACCAUUUAAUGUCCACUAAAUUUUUAAAAGUACAAUGCGUUCAGGACAACUGUAAGCAAACAUUUACAAAAUUUACGUCAUUCAGAAUUCAUUUAGAAAAACUUCACAAGAAUCACACAAAAGCUCCACCAAUGGUUAAAGCCAUUAAUGUGCCAGUUGAAAUGUCAUCAUCAAAAGAAAAUGAUUAUACAAACAGUGAAACUGUUAUUAACAACAAUACAAUAGAAAAGGAUUUAAAUGUUUUGAAAAAGAAAACCUUAUAUCUGUCUUUACAAUUACAUGGUCAAAGCUAUAUGCCUAGAAAUCAUGUUAUAGAAAUACAACAUUCUGUUUCAAUUCUGCUUUCAUCCAUUUCAUGUACAAUUGAAAAAUAUAUAACUGAUCAUCCAAAUUAUGAAGACUUAAGGUACUUACUAAACUUUUGUAAAAAUCCUUUCGAAGAAACUAGAACGGAAUAUAGACUUUUAAAAAUUUUAAAAGAACUAAACUUUUAUGAUGAUCCAAAGGUUUAUGUAAUUAGCAAUCAAGUCUCGGAAAUUGUUAUCAGCGGAAAUCCCAGUUUAGGUCCAAAGUUAUCCAAUAUUUAUAUAAUGCCACUGAAAUUCAUGAUA